This is a messenger RNA of Blepharisma stoltei, 5206 nucleotides long. Lineage: Eukaryota; Ciliophora; Heterotrichea; Heterotrichida; Blepharismidae. The record is from the annotation of a GenBank genome assembly.
AUGUCAGAAGAGAAAUUAAUAGAUCAGCCAGAUUAUUACGAAUUUAUUGAGAAAUCUCGAUCCUUCAGCACAGCCUCCUCGACUAUUUCCAACGAAAUUAUGUCCCGAUAUUGACUCCAUUUCAAGCUAAUGAUGUGGAAGCAAUAUGUUGUCUUUAAGAGAAACUUGAAAUCCACUUUAUUCCAAAUAGGAACUCCUCUUAUUAUCUGUGUUUUUCUAGUUAUCCUUCAGGAAAUUGCAAAUUAUUCAAUAGAGAGCAUGAUAGUAAAAAAUCCUGAUAUAGUAAAUCUCCAUACCACGGCGUUGUUCAAAUUUGUUGGUCUCCUGGCUGAAAGUUAUUCUUUUUCAUUUUUCAUAUGAGGUUUGGCUUCACCCAGCGAGUUUAUUCUGGAAUGGAGGAGCAUUAAGUCCAAUGAUGCAUAGAGCUGGACACCAUUUAAGAGAAAUAGAAUUUUCUAAAAGUGUACCAACAACGCAAACCAUGAAGACUGGGAUCUUUAGAUAGCCAGACGGAUUCAAGUUGGUUUUGUGCAAGAACUGGAAGGACGGCCAUCUUAAGAGUGGAAUAUUGGUAGAAGAAAUCGCAUUGGUAAUAAAAAUGAGUUGGAUUCGAAAACUGGCGAAUUUUAUAGGUAAAAGCACUGAAAAGCGAUGUGGCAGACAUUAUAGUUAAACGGCAAUAAGUAAGUAAAUCUCCAUAAAAUUCCCAAAUGCUGAGGAGAUGGAUGCGUCACUGUAGGCGUUGGGCUGACUAAUGAAGAAGAUGAGUUUACAGAUUGGGUGCUAAGAUAUGUGGCAAAAAAAAAUAAUCUUGAGUAUGGAAAAGAUGUGAAGAUUCUCACAAAGAAUGACCCGAUGAAUUUGAUUAACUACUUGUCAAAAUACGAAAAUAAAACCCAAACAGCAAUUGUAUUGUGCACUGGGCCUUUUAUUUUGCCAUCAAACCCAGUAUUGAAUGGGACUUUUGACUGCAGAGGAAAUGACACAAGCUAUACAGUUAAGAUGUAUAGCAUAAUGGUAAACUCAACUAUUUUGAAUAGCAUGUUUAUGGCUAGCUGAAAUGCGCCUGCACCACUGGAUUAUCCAUCAACUGCAGUCAAAGUUUCUUUUGAUGAAGCAAUUCUGGCUUAUUAUAUUAAUGAAAAAGGGAUGCCUAACUAUGAUAUUCAGCUAGAUGCACAAAGCUAUCCUGAGCCAAAAAAUAGAUAUUUUGAUGGCUAUUCGAUUGUGACUGAAUCUGGAGCAUUUUAUUUUUUUAUUCCACCAAUGGUCACUUUUGUUGUGCUUUUAAGUGAAAUUGUGAGGGAAAAAGAAUAUAAAUUACGGCAUGGACUUAGUAUGGCUGGAAUGGGGCCUUCUGCGUAUUGGCACAGCUGAUUCAUUACUGGGCUUGUUUUUUCGCUUAUAGUGAGCAAUAGCUUAAUUGUAAGCGGACUUAUCUGUGACUUUGACCUCUUUUUGCAUUGCCCUUACCCUAUAAUUUUGAUGCUUUUUACCUUAUUUUCUAUCGCAAUGAUGUUUUUAGCAUUUUUGGUCUCGACUUUUCUGAAAACCACGAAAGCAGCCUACACAGCCUCUUAUGCAUUUAUUUUAAUUGGCUUAGUGCUCCAGUUUUUUAUGUCGAAUAUCUAUAUAAUUUACCUAUUUUAUUCAGAGGAUGUUCCCAACUGGGUAGUUGCCAUUCGCACUAUUUUAGCAUUAUACCCUCCAUUUAAUUUUUCUAAAGCAUUCGGCGAUAUCGCCUUAAAAGCGUCAUCUCAUUACUCAAAUAGUGCUCAUCGUUGGGUAUCUGGUGAUGAUUAUACUUGGCAUGAUUUUGUUAAAACAAUUCAUGGAAAAGUAUCAGGAACUAGCUAUUCAGUUCCCCCCACAAUUGUUACUAUGGUCACUUUAAUAGGAAAUGCCUUUAUGAUAUGCAUUUUGGCUUGGUAUUUUGACCAUGUAAUGCCUAGUAAUAGAGGCUGUGCUGAUCCUUUUUAUUUUAUGUUUACCAAAAAGUAUUAUGGAUGUAAGAGGAAAAAAGUUGCUAAAAAUAUAAAUAUUGAAAUCAAGCAUUAGCAUUAACAUUAAUUAAAGAUUAGGGCUCUUCCCCCUUUUACGUCUCACCCUAGAAGACUCGUUCAACUACUAGCGAACAUCCCUAGGUAUUUCAGCAUUUCCACCAGAGAUAGCUCUCCCAGGCUUUCGGCCUGUUCUUAAUGCUGUCUCGGAACCUUGAAGUAUGCAGGCUUGGGACUUGACGGCUGCUUUAGUAACUAGAGCUUCAGCUAGGAAUAAACUCGGUAGCUAGUAUCAGUACCAACUGUGCCUUCAUCAUCAGCACUAGUAGUCUCUAGAGGUAAAAAGCCUUUUUUCCCAAAUGCCAUCGGGAAGACACAAAGUCUUCAUUGCAGGACAAGGGAGGCAAAACCCAGCCGGAAUACAAAUGCCCAAUAGACUCCAUUUCCUGCUUGGUUUGGCUUCAGGCUACAGCAAGGUCCCCAAACUCGAAACAGAUCCGGGAGAGGACUGGUCGGUGACGUCUCCAUUUUAUUUGUGUUGUUGAAAUCAAGCAAGAUUCAAAUGAUCCUGUUAUGCAUGAAAAAAUAAAAGUAAAGGAACUAAUUGAAAAAAAUGUCCCAGCAAAAGGGAUAAGAUUAAUUGGCAUUGACAAAGUUUUCAAAAAACACAGUUACCCCUCAAAUGAUGAUAUUCAUGCAGUCAAUAAUAUGUUUUUAGAAAUUCCUAAUAGACAGCUAUUGACUUUAUUAGGACACAAUGGAGCUGGAAAAUCUACGCUAAUUAUAAUGUUUCCUAUAGGUUGCCCAAAAAUAUUUUAUAUGCCGAUGUCCUAUUUAGGUCUCUUUAUAGAACAAAAUGUAAUGGAAGUUGAAUGGCCAAGUCAGACUCUAUCAAAGGGAUGAGCUGGAUUUCUAUAGUAUGAAGGGUUAAAAAGUGGCAUGUCAAAAACUGUUGGCAAGCGUGAACAAAGUUGAUAAACAAACGUGCCAAUUUUUUUAAAUGGCUUGAUUAUUAAUUAAUAUUAAAUUUAAGAUACCUUUUAGACUGGCACUGAUAAGUCUCGCCUAUCAUUUGCUAUUUUCUAUCGAAUUAAAUAUUAUUGAUAUAGAUAGGAAGUUAAUUUUCUAGCAUAAUUCCAGAGUCUUUACGGCCUUAAAGGCUACAGAGAUAGCUAAUAGAAAGAUACUUAUGUUUCAAUUAUGAUUGAAACUAUCUAUUAAAAAUUUGAUCUUUGAAGUACAAACAAAAAACCAUAUAAAGAUGGUAUUGCAUCAUAGGAAUUUAUGUUAAUGAAAAUUAAGAGUCGCUAGGACCUAUAAAGUCAGUAAAGAGCACUAAUUAGAGUAACGCUUAUGUUGCAAUUCUCAUCGAAAAUUGUCAAUUAAAAAUUUAAUUUUUUAAAUUCAAUUAAAUACUAUAUAAAAAUGCAAUAAAUUCUACAAAUAAUUAUUUUAAAUAAAAAUUAAGAGCCACUAUCAUCUUUAAACCUUAGAUAGCACUAUUAGAGUAAUAAUUAUAGAGGCUGCCUUUGAGUAGCGCUCUAAGCGCCCGAGACUUCCCGACGAAGUCUGGGCGGUGGUUUGACCAGCUGAUGUUGGUCAAAACCAGCAUCCAAUUUGACAAACCUUCUGUAUGAGAAGAAUUUGUCAUUUUGGAUGUUGGUUUGAUCAACAUCAGCUGGUCAAACCACCGCCCAGACUUCGUCGGGAAGUCUCGGGCGCUUAGAGCGCUACUCAAAGGCAGCCUCUAUAUGUUUAAUAGCAAUUGAAAAUGAUCUAUAAAAAUUUGUCACUAUCACUCUUUAAUACCUUAGAUAGCAUUAUUAGAGUAAUAAUUAUGUUUAAUAGCAAUUGAAAAUGGUCUACAAAAAUUUUUGAAUUUUUAAAUUCUCUAGGAAAGUAAUAUUAAAACUGGAAUUAUAUGUUGUAUUUAGGAAGAUAUCAUAAUUUUAGUGUUUUAAAAAAUGAAGGAAGAAAUAGGUAAUAUACUAUCAGUGCUAGUCUAAUUUAAAAUUAAUUUUAUAUAAAAGGCAUUUUAAAAAUUGGUGCGUUUGCUUGUCAACCAUUUUUUGACACGUCACUUUUUAAACCUUCCUGCUAUAGAGACCCAGCUCGUCCCCCUUGAUAGAGUCUGAUUUGGUCUUUCAAUCUUCUAUUACACCUUUUGAUAAAGAAAUCUAAAAUAUGGGUAUGGGCUAUAUCUGUUUUCACUAGUAAGUCUAUAUAAAAUAGCAUAAUAUUUUAACUGGGCUCAUAAGCUCUUCUGGAGGUACAGCCAAUAUAUGCGGCUUCGAUAUUAACGAAGACAUGGACGAAAUUCGAAAUGUUUUAGGGGUAUGCCCUCAGCAUGACAUAUUGUGAAAUGAACUUACAGCAAAAGAGCAUUUAGUUCUUUAUGGAAGAGUUAAAGGAAUGAGCUAUCCUGCAAUAUAUAAGGAAGCUGAAGAGAUUUUGAAAAGAGUCAAUUUAUUAGAAGAAGCAAAUUCAUUAGUUGGCACUUUCAGUGGAGGAAUGAAGCGUAGACUUUCAGUUGCUAUCUCAGGCAUUGGAAAUCCAAAAGUCAUUAUUUUAGAUGAGCCUACAACAGGAAUGGAUCCAAUUAACAGAAGAGAAGCUUGAAAGUUUAUACAGGAACUCAAACAAGGAAGGGUGCUUAUUCUGACAACUCACUCUAUGGAAGAAGCUGACGUGCUCAGUGACAGAAUUUGUGUUAUUGUCGACGGGGCCAUAAAAUGCAUAGGAACUUCUCUAUAUUUGAAAAAUCAGUAUAGCCCAAGGUUACUUGUAGCUCUUUCUGAGCCUUAUUUAAGACUCCAGGCUCUGUAGAAAAAUUAGCAAAUUGUAAGCAAAGGCAGCAGUUGGUAAAUCACCACUAAAAGCAAGAUAUAAGCAGCCUUAAGCUAUAUGGAGAUGGGUAUAGAAUUACGAUUAUUACAAAAGAUCCCGCUCAGGUUAACGAACUAAUCCAAAAAGUUAUGCCAUCAUCAGUAAAAAUUGACAGCAGCGGAGGAAGCAUUGUAUUGGGAAUUCAUCUAAACGAUAUAAAAGAAAUUGGGGAGUUUGUAAAGCUGAUGGAAACCAAAGAACCUCAUGAAUUCGAGAAAUUGAGAGAAUUGAUUGAUGAUUGGGGUUUAUCUCAUACCACUCUUGAAGAAGUGUUUAUGAGGGUGACAGGCAAAAAGCAAUCAAGACUAAUGAUAUCAUAA